AUGGCGACUUCUGCGUAUCAUCUAAGGACGGAUUAUCUAGUCGAAGCUUUUGGCAUUGAUAAUCCACGACCGGAGUUCUCAUGGCGACUGGAAGCUAGCGAUCCCUCGGAUAAACAUGCCGUGGUGUUUCAAAUCGCCUACCGGGUUCAAGUCGCCCUGCACGAAAGCUUUCAACCGACAAGCAUAGUCUGGGAUAGCGACAUCGUGCGCUCGCAAGAUCAAUCUGGCAUCAUUUACUCUGGCGGUCUGCUGCAAUCUAUCACGAAAUAUUACUGGCGGGUACAGUUAUUUGAUUUGCAUGACUUUCGCAGUGGGUGGAGUAGAUGUGCUACUUUCGAGACGGGGAUUAUGGAUGCGAGACUCUGGAAGGCUAAGUGGAUUACCGGACCUGCUGAGGAUACGGAACAUGCUAUGUACUUCAGGGGAUGUCUCACCAUACCUACUGGAGUGUUGAAGGGCAGGGCGUUUGUCACAGCACUGGGUUGGUAUAGGUUGUUUGUCAAUGGGGCGGACUUGACUGGCAAUUGUUGCGUACCACGAUGGACGCCACUGAACUCUGCAGUUGAGUACCAAGACUACGAUAUUACAGCAUACCUUCGACCAGGUCUCAAUCACUUUAGCGUUGUGGUCGGCGAUGGACGCUGGAGAGGCAGUCUGGGCUUGAGAGAUACAAGAGCAAAGCAUCAUGAUCCUGUCGCUACCUUUGUCCAAGUCAACAUCAACUUCAAGGACGGCAACAGGAUAGUCUACGGUAGUAGCGAGGAGUGGUUUGCUGGCACAGGUGCAAUCAUCCGCUCUGACCCGAAGCUAGGUGAAGAACAUGAUCUCCGGAUUAGCAGUGACGAAUGGCUUGGUAGAGUCGCACCGAUCCCACCGUCUGUGCAAGGCUCUCGCUGGACUCCCGCUCGUCUCCUCUCAACACCACAAUCUCGCAAACUGAUUGCUGAAGAAACACCAAGGACAAAAGAGAUUGCACGAUUACGACCAAAAGGUAUUUUGCGCUCGCCAACUGGCAAACAAAUCUUCGACUUUGGACAAAAUAUUGCUGGCUUUGUGGUUGCAAAGUUGAAGGGAAAACUUGGGACGAAAGUUACAAUUACUUAUUCCGAAUCUGUUGGCCCUGACGGAGAGCUGGAUCUGGAUUAUGCACUUCCUAUUGAUGGGAAAGCACAACGCGACUCUUGUAUCUUGAAUGGAAAGGAUACUUGGUUUCAGCCUUGGUUUACUCGCCAUGGCUUCCGCUAUGCUGAGAUUGUAGGGUGUGAUGAUGUAGGCUUCAAUGACAUUAAAGCUCUGAUAGUCUCGGCGGAUCUUCCGGAAACUGGAUCUUUCACGUGCUCGGACUGGAGACUGGAAAGAUGGAGAGGUAAUGCUCUACGCUCCAUGCGAGCGAAUUUCGCAGACGUUAUCACAGACUGUCCAACCAGAGAACGGCUUUGCUGGAUGGGAGAUUUACAAGCCAUUUCUCCCACCUCAACAAUGUUCUUGGACACUCAGACUUACCUGCGACGUACCAUGCGAAACAUCAGUCUUGAGCAACUGCCUGAUGGGACAGUACCGCCCUUCCUCCCUGGCGAAUGUGCACAGGUCUACAAAGGGCUCUGGUGGCCAAUGUCCCUCAUCACAACCUCCGUAGGCUGGGGAGACGCCUGUGUCCUGGUGCCAUGGACUCUAUACCAAUACUACGGCGAUAAAGCAGUACUAAAACGACAAUACGGAUCCAUGAAACGCAAAGUCGAACAAAUGACCAGAGACGCAAGAUCAGGAAAAGGCACAUACGGCAAAUACUUCAAAGGCGAUCGUAAUGAACAUGAACCCUAUAUCUUGGAUUCUGAUAAGAUGUGGGGUGAAUGGUUGAAGCCUGGGAGCGGUAUGUGGGGACUUUUCAAGUCUCUGAUGAUUCCGUCUCCGAAUACUGCUACUGCGUACUUUGCGCAUAAUGCUUCUGUGUUGGCGAAGGCGGCGGUGGCUUUAGGGUAUACUCAAGAUGCUGAACAUUACCUUGCAUUGGCCGAGCGAGUACGAGUAGCGUGGCGUGCAGCUUUUGUCUACGCGGAUGACCGGAUUGGUGAUGACAAACAGGACGACUAUGUCCGCGCUUUAGCGUUCAACCUCGUGAAUCACUCUUCUCGACCCCAGACUAUUGAUCGUCUGGUUGAGAUCAUUCACGACAGUGAUUACCACUUUGGCACCACACUGCUCAAUACAGCAAUGCUUCUCUCGGUCCUCAGCGAUAAUGGCAGAGCAGACAUCGCCUACAAACUCCUCAUGCAGAAUUCUGGCCACAGCUUCCUGAAUCAAAUCGAAGCCGGCGCAACCACAAGUUGGGAAACCUGGACUGGCUACGACGAGACCGGUAGAGCAAAAGGAUCACACAACCACGUCGCUUCUGGUGCCUGUACACGAUGGCUACAAGAAGGCAUCGUCGGCAUCACACCCCUCGAACCAGGUUAUCGCAAGAUCAAAAUCCGACCUUUAGUAGGAGGCGGCUUGGAUCACGCAUCAGGAGGUAUAGAAACACCGUAUGGGUUAUGCAAAAGCACCUGGAGAAAUCUGGUCACGACUGGCAUGGUUCAACUCUGCGUCACCAUCCCCGCUGGCGCUGCUGGAGAAGUUCAUUUAGGUAAUGGAGAAGUUCAUGAUGUCCCCGCCGGAACCCAUUUUUUCGAAUAUCAAAGUGGGGAUAGUCUUGCGGUAUCUCCUGCUCCAUCGACAACCAGUAUCGAGACCGUCGUCUUUGGGAAAAGUAACUAUGCAUCAUCGCAAAGUCCUGGUGGCAGUUCAAGUGCUUUGCCUUCGCUUAACGCAUCUUCUCCGCCGCAAAGUCCUGGUGGCACGUUAUCUCCUCUGUCGCCUCUGAAUCCUGGAACACCGCCUGCGAGGGUUGUGGUCAAUGGAGGGAGAUUGAUGCCGCCUGAACCGGUACAGACAAAGAAAAGGGUGGAUAGUUUGGUGCCGGGGACUAAAAUUGGGGGGCUUUCUGCAAAGAGAAGUUUUGUGUUGCCGCAGAAUGGGUGUGUUGUUUCUUGGCCACCUUCUGCUGCUACAUGA
Molecule: messenger RNA, 3051 nt
Organism: Aureobasidium subglaciale EXF-2481
Lineage: Eukaryota; Fungi; Ascomycota; Dothideomycetes; Dothideales; Saccotheciaceae
Product: glycoside hydrolase family 78 protein
Exons: 1
Coding region: 1-3051 (1016 amino acids)
Biological process (GO): carbohydrate metabolic process
Source: RefSeq, a predicted model, not a curated record